AUGGUUGCCAUUCACAAGAUACUCAUUGCCAACCGAGGCGAGAUUGCAUGUCGCAUCAUUCGUACUUGCAAUCGUAUGGGAAUUCUGACUGUCGCUGUUUACUCAGACAGUGACGAGAAUGCCCCAUUUGUGAAAAUGGCUGACGAAGCUUACCACAUUGGUGAUUCUAUCGCUGCUCACUCGUAUCUAGAUAGCCAAAAGUUAAUACACGCAGCCUUGGCUUCUGGUUCAAAUGCAAUCCACCCAGGAUACGGUUUUCUUUCCGAAAAUUCAGAUUUCACGGAUCAAGUUACUCGGGCUGGUUUGAUAUUCAUUGGCCCAAGAGCAGAUUCGAUUCGUACAAUUGGCGACAAGAGCGCAGCCAAAGAGUUUAUCACAAACUAUACAUCUAGUAUGCCUCUAAUUCCUGGCUACCAUGACGAGGAUCAAAAUAUGGAACGAUUGGAAAGCGAGGCCAAUAAGAUUGAGUUUCCUAUUCUUCUUAAAGCUUCGGCCGGAGGAGGAGGAAAAGGCAUGCGAGUAGUAUACAACACAACAAAACUACGCGAAGAAAUUGAAGCUGCAAAAGGAGAGUCUUUACGCUCAUUUGGAUCCGAUAAACUUCUUAUAGAAAAAUAUUUCGAAAGUGUUCGUCACGUAGAGAUACAAAUCUUUGGUGAUCAAUAUGGCAAUGUAUAUGACAUCAAUGAGCGUGAUUGCUCUAUUCAGAGACGACAUCAAAAGAUUAUCGAGGAAACACCAUCACCUGCUGUAGAUGUGACGCUUCGGAAAGCCAUGGCAACCGCUGCUGUGGAACUCGGGCGCCAAUUGCGCUACGAAGGUGCAGGAACAGUUGAAUUUAUUCUGGAUGAAUCUACAAAAAAGUUUUACUUUUUGGAAUUAAACACACGUUUGCAAGUGGAACAUCCGAUCACAGAAGCAAUAUCUGGAUUAGACUUGGUAGAAUUACAGAUACUAGUUGCCCAAGGAGCAAAUCUCAAGACUCUUGGUGUACUGGAAAAUAUUAAAUUUAACGGGCAUGCCAUUGAGUGCAGAUUGUGUGCAGAAGACCCAGAAAGUGACUUUGGCCCUCGCACAGGUGUGAUCCAUAAAUGGAGCCCUGCAAACGCUGCGCGUCAGCUUCAGGGUGUACGCUAUGAUACAGGUGUAGAGGAUGGUUCCAUCAUAUCAAUAUUUUACGAUUCUAUGAUUGCCAAGAUCAUUGUCCAUGCGCCUACGCGCGCAGAAGCCAUUCAAAAGAUGGCAACAACAUUGGCUCGCACUGUUAUAUUGGGCGUAGCUACAAACCAAAAAUUCUUGCUGAGUAUUAUGAACAAUUCUUGUUUCCAGUCUGGUACCUUUGACACCAACUUUAUUAACAAGGAGAAAAGUGUUUUAUUCCCUCCUCUAUCCGACACAUUAAAUUCCAGCAUGGUGGCUGCUCUAGUGUAUGACUGGGUACGCCGUAAAGAAGAAAAGAUCAUUCUUCGCAAUAUACCUCCCAGAUGGCGCAACGUCCAUGUCAACAACCCUUGCAUGAUGUUUAUGAUCGGCCAUCAACAAGAGGCAAAAAUCGAAUAUGUUUACCAAGGAGUAAAAGACAAAAGACAUCGAUUCCAAUGCUAUAUUAACAUUGCAAAAGAUUCUACAGAAUCUCAAAUGUUGGAUGUGGUUCUGUUCGAAACAGAUAUGGAAAAAGAAGUGCCUGGUCCAAAUGGUAUUCAAGGCAUUAAAGGGCUUAUUCGCCUAGCCAUUAGUAAGAAAGAAAAAAGUUUAUAA
Messenger RNA from Phycomyces blakesleeanus NRRL 1555(-), 1758 nucleotides. RefSeq lists its product as hypothetical. Gene Ontology annotation, molecular function: metal ion binding; ATP binding; methylcrotonoyl-CoA carboxylase activity. The record is from RefSeq and is a predicted model, not a curated record. Bases 1 to 1758 code for a protein of 585 amino acids. The transcript is spliced from 10 exons. NCBI's taxonomy places the organism in Eukaryota, Fungi, Mucoromycota, Mucoromycetes, Mucorales, Phycomycetaceae. Gene Ontology annotation, cellular component: mitochondrion.